This is a messenger RNA of Crotalus tigris (Tiger rattlesnake), 9081 nucleotides long. It is a transcript of the gene LRRK2, whose product is annotated as leucine rich repeat kinase 2. Gene Ontology annotation, molecular function: protein binding; ATP binding; protein kinase activity. Gene Ontology annotation, biological process: protein phosphorylation. Bases 344 to 7927 code for a protein of 2527 amino acids. NCBI's taxonomy places the organism in Eukaryota, Metazoa, Chordata, Lepidosauria, Squamata, Viperidae. The record is from RefSeq and is a predicted model, not a curated record. The transcript has 51 exons.
AAGAAAGAAAGAAAGAAAGAAAGAAAGACUGCCUAGAUAAUCCUCCCUCCCUCGGUCAGCCUUCGCCCCCGGCUCGCUUUCGCUCGGGAUAGGGAAGCGGCGCCGUCCAGCGGCCCAGCGGCUUCCCCUCCUUCUUCCUCCUCCUCCUCCUCCUCCUCCUCCCUGCCGGGGAGGGACCGGCGGCGCCAUCUAGGGCGUCCUCCUCGGCUCGCCUCCCCCGACCGGGCCGGGGCGCCAGGCGAGCGGGACAGAGGAGCGAGCGGGGCGGCCGAGCGAGCGCGGGAGGAACUUCUCGGCGCUCCGUCGGGCGGGGAGGAGCCGCUUCUCCGCCCGGCCCGCGGCCAUGGCCAGCGCCGCGCCGGUCUCGCCGGCCGAGGCGGACGAGGAGCGGCGGGAAGCGGCGCUGCGGAAGCUGCUGGUCCGGCUGCGGAGCCUGCAGGCGGGGAAGCAGCUGGAGAGCCUGGUGCAGACGCUGCAGGACCUGCUGGCCUUCGCCGCCCUGCCCGGCGGAGCCAGGCUCUUCGCCGACGGGAGCGCCUACGUGCCUCUGCUGCUGGUGCUGGUCUCCUACCUGAGAGUGGGGCGCGUGCAACAGGUGGGUUGGACACUUCUCUGCAAACUUAUUAAAAUAUGCCCAGAAACUCUGCAUCGUUUAGCAGGUCCUCAAGGAGUGGGGAAGGACUGGGAAGUUCUCGGUGUUCAUCAGCAAAUUCUUAAGAUGCUUAAAACCCACAGUGCUGAUGUGGAUCUUUCAACUGUGGGCUUGAAAACAUUAAACCUGCUUCUUUCUUCAGAUGAAAUCACACUUCUUCUCUUAGAAGAAGGGACCGACAUAUUUUUAUUGGUAUUUGAUGCCAUGGAUUCCUUUCCCGAUAAUGAAAAGAUCCAGAGAUAUGGAUGUAAAGCUUUGCACAUGCUUUUAGAAAAAGUUCCUGAGGAGCAGCUGAUUGAAUUUGUGGAAGCGAACGAUCACAUGAUUAUACUAAGAGUGUUUAAACAAUUCCCAGAGAAGGAGAAUAUCAUCUGUUUGGCACUUCAGUCCUUGUAUCUGUUGGCUGGACCACUUAGCAAUGCGGAAGUUCUCAUGUCUGGAAAUGUGCGGUGUUACAAUAUCGUAGUGGAGGUUAUGAAAGCGUUCCCUGCAUGUGAGCCAAUUCAGGAAGUUAGCUGCUGUCUGCUGCACAAACUUACUCUCGAAAACUUUUUCAAUAUCCUCGUAUUGAAUUGUGUACACGAAGUGAUUCUGAAGGCUGUAGAAACGUACCCUGGAAAUGAGAAGCUACAGGCAGCUGGCAUUAGUUGUCUGGCUCUCCUCACGGAAACCAUCUUUUUAAACAGAGAUUUGGAAGACAAAAAGGAAGAAGAGGAAGAUGAAGAAAAUAAAUUCUGUUGGCUGGAGGCCUGCUAUAAAGCAUUAAAAUGUCACAGAAGAAAUAGAGGCGUACAGGAAGCUGCUUGCUGGGCAUUGAACAAUCUGCUUAUGUAUCAGCCUACUCUUAAUGAGAAGAUUGGGGACGAAGAAGGAAAGUACCCAGCGCACAGAGAAAUGAUGCUGGCUAUGUUGAUGUAUUCUUCUUCCAAAGAAGUGUUCCAGGCAGCUGCCAAUGCCUUAGCUACUCUCGUGAAGCAAAACGCAAAUGCUAGAAGAAUUCUCUUGGCGAAAGGUAUACACAUCAACGUGCUGGAGAUCAUGAAGAAAUAUUCCAAUUCUCCCGAAAUUGCAGAAGGUGCCUGCCGAUUGCUAAACCAUGCUUUCGAAGGAAGUUUCUUACAAUUGGAUAUCAUGCUCGCCGCUGCAUCUGGAAGUGUGCAGACCAUGAAGAAACAUAAAUCUUUGCCAUCCGUCCAGUUGGAAGCACUUAAAGUGAUUUUACGUUGCAUGGCUCCAGGUAUACUAAACAAUCAGCAGCACGUUGGUUCGGAAAACCCUAACCUGCAAACAGAGUUAACAUUUAUGAAAAAUAACUUUUUCUUAGAAGAUGGCCAUUCUCUUGUCCUUGGUGCUCUGAACACGUUCAUUGGAAAUCCAGGCAUCCAGAGAUAUGGACUCCAAAUACUUUCCUGUGUCAAAGAAUCCUCCACUCUAUUACAAUUGUUAUCAAAUCUAGGAAUGACAGAUACUGUGCUCCACACGCUACAGAUGUACCCGGAUGAUCAAGAAAUACAACACUUAGGUUUAAAUCUUCUGGGAUCCCUGGUAUCAGGAAAGAGAUUGUGUACAGUUACUUUCUAUGUCCUGGUAUCACCCUUGGUUUCGACAUUACGACGCUUUAAGGAUGUGGUUGAAAUUCAGACUCAGGGAUAUCAAAUUAUUACAACCAUACUCGACUCGUCCCCUUGGUUUGCAAACCUGCUCAUCCAGGAAUCGUUUGAUACCUGUCUCUUCUAUCAACUCUCCACAUGCUUUAAUGAGCAAAGAGAUCAGCAGCUUCAAAGUCUUUGUUGUAAAUGCUUUGCGAAAAUAACUCAACACGAGGACUUGAAAAACGUGAUGUUGGAGAAGGCCUGUGCCGAAGGCAACAGCGUUAUGGCCGAAUGUUUGCUGCUGCUGGGUGCCGAUGUGAACCAAAGCUCGAAGGAGAAGUCUUUAAUUUACGAAGUAUGUGAGAAAGGAAGCAACCCAAAAUUGGUUGAACUACUGCUCAACAGCGGUGCCCGGGAACCCGAUGUUCGAAGCGCUCUGACAGUCAGCAUCAAGAAAGGAGACAGUGGAAUCAUUAGCCUGCUUCUUAAAAAACUUUGCCUGGAUGUGGCCAACAGCAGCAUAUGUCUGGGAGGAUUCAGCCUUGGGCAAAUUGAGCCUUCUUGGCUGGUCCCCUUGUUUCCAAGCAGACCUCUGUCCUUCCGGAAGCAAACCAGUUCCGCGUUGGCCGUAAUGGUCCUUCGAUAUCAGAGGACGAGUAGUUACAAAGAUGAGUCAAGAUCUGACAUAAACAGCCAGACUGAUGAAAUGCAGAAAUUUGAUGAAUGGACGUUCUUACCUGAUCCUUUAGUUGACAAUGUCUUCUCUUUGAGUGACGACGUCGAGAGCGAAGGCAGUGAAAGCUCAUUUAUGGUAAGGCAGAAAUCUUACUCCGUGGCGGCCGCAGACCUCCAGAAACCUCUUCAGGCCUACUCUCCUCCCCUCCAAAGACAUUCCAGAUCUGUGGGGCUUGGAUCACCUUACGAACCAUUAACGAACCAAAGAAGAAAAAAUGUGUUUUCUGAAGAAUCCCACAAAGGCACGUCUGUCUUCCAAUCAAACCUGAAGAGCUCGGACAGUUUUUCUUCCCUGGUCUCUGACAGAGAAUAUAUUAAAUCCCUCGACCUGUCUUCAAAUGAGCUGGAGAACGUAGAUCCCAUCAGUCAAAGUCUUUGCUUAAUUACCCACUUCGAACAUCUCGACAAAUUGGAACUGCAUCACAAUCAGCUUUCCUGCAUUCCAAAACAACUUUGUGAGACCUUGAAAUGUUUGACUUAUCUCGACCUGCACAGCAACCGCUUGAAGUCUUUCCCACAGUGUCUCUUGGAAAUGCCUCAGAUCGCUCACCUCGACGUUUCGCGCAAUGAAAUUGGGCCUACCUUAUGUUUCAAUCCAAAAGUCACCUGUCCGACCUUAAAAUUACUCAAUUUGUCAUACAACCAACUGUCACACAUUCCUAGAGAUCUUGGCGAUGUUCUGAUCAAGCUGGAGCAUCUCAUAUUGGAAGGGAACAGACUUUCAGCGUUAGUUGGGCGCCUAGGUUUAAAAGAACUGAAAAGUUUAAACAUUAGCAAGAAUGAUAUAUCGUACCUGGAUACAGAACUUCUGCAGGAGUGUUUGAAAUUGGAAAUACUCAAUGCAGCUGUAAAUAGAAUUGAUGCCAUAUACACCUUGCCUUCUAACAUAACCACAUUGAAACUAGCUAAGAAUGCUUUUAUCACUGUUCCACCGGCAAUUCUUCUUUUACCACAUUUGCGAUCGGUGGAUUUAAGCAGCAAUAGCAUUGGAAUUUUACCUGAUCCUGCAUCUUGGAAAUCUUCAAAUUUAAGAGAAUUGAUAUUUAACCGCAAUCAAAUAAGCAUUCUAGACUUGAACGACAAAGCUGCUUGCUGGGCUGGGCUUGAAAAACUACACCUGUCUAACAACAAAUUAAGAGAGAUUCCUCCAGAAAUCGGGUUCCUUGAAAACUUGACAUCUUUUGACGUUAGUUACAAUCCAGCAAUACGGUGUUUUCCAGAUGAAAUGGGGAAAUUGUCGAACAUCUGGGACCUUCCUUUGGAAGGGUUACACCUUAACUUAGAUUUCAAACACGUGGGAGGCAAAGCAAGGGAUAUUAUCAGAUUCCUUCAACUGCGCUUGAAGAAGGCCGUUCCCUACCACCGAAUGAAGCUCAUGAUUGUUGGAAACGCCGGCAGCGGUAAAACAACCUUGUUACGACAACUGAUGAAAUGGAAGAGGCCAGAUUUGGCCCCUCAGACUCCAACCAUCGGCAUUGAUGUGCAUGACUGGAAGAUUCCCCGAAGGGGCAAAAUCAAGAAAGACACAAUUUUAAACGUCUGGGAUUUUGCAGGUCAAGAAGAAUUCUAUAGCGCUCAUCUCCAUUUUAUGACUCAGCGAGCUCUCUACCUCGUGGUUUAUGACCUUAGCAAAGGGGAAUCAGAAGUGGAUGCCAUGAAACCGUGGCUGUUUAAUAUCAAGACCCGAGCGUCAUUCUCCCCUGUGAUUCUCAUCGGGACUCAUUUAGACAUCUCUGCCGAGAAGCAGCGUAGAGUUUGCAUCGAUAAAAUCACCAAGGAGUUGAUGAAUCAGAAGGGAUUUCCCAAAAUCCACGACUAUCACUUUGUGAAAGCCACCGAAGAGUCUGAAUCGAUGACUAAGCUUCGACAAAUCAUCAUCAAAGAAUGCCUGGAGUUUAAAAUCAGAGAUCAGCCGGUGAUUGGCCAGUUAAUUCCAGACAGCUACUUGGAACUCGAGAAGAGUAUUCUGGAAAUACGCAAAACGUUACCGGCUGAGUUCCCUGUGAUCUGCCAGAGUCAGCUUUACGAAUUGGUGCAAGAAAACCAGCUACAAUUGGACGAAAAUGAGCUUUCGCACGCGGUGCAUUUUCUGAACGAAUCGGGUGUCCUCCUCCACUUUCAGGAUCCCGCCCUUCAGCUCCGAAAUUUGUAUUUUGUCGAUCCCAAGUGGCUGUGUAAAAUCAUCGGCCAGAUCUUGACCGUGAAGGUUGAUGGCUUUACGAAGUACCCCAAAGGGAUCAUAAAGCGUUCUGAUGUGGAAAAAUCCCUGCUAAAGAAUAGUAAAUUUCCUGAGAUCUGCAAGGGCCAAUACUUCAAGCUGCUAGAGAAGUUUCAGAUUGCUUUGCCACUCGGAGAAGAUCAACUGCUUAUUCCGAGCAGCUUGUCAGAUCAACGGCCUGUGAUAGAAUUACCUCACUGUGAAAACUCUGAGCUUAUUAUCAGAUUGUAUGAGAUGCCCUAUUUUCCUAUGGGAUUCUGGUCCCGGCUAAUUAAUCGACUGCUUGAAGUGUCUUCAUACAUGCUUUCGGGAAGAGAACGAGCUCUUCGUCCUAACAAGAUGUAUUGGAGGCAAGGCAUAUAUCUGAGUUGGUCUCCGGAAGCUUACACCUUGGUGGAAUCUGCAGUUCUGGAAAACAAUCUCAACAGCUUUUUAAAAAUCACGGUCCCUUCUUGCAGAAAAGGUUGCAUUAUUUUGGGGCAAGUUGUAGAUCACAUCGAUUCUCUCAUGGAGGAGUGGUUCCCGGGUCUAUUAGAAGUAGAUAUUUGUGGCGAAGGAGAAACACUGUUGAAAAAAUGGGCUUUGUACAGUUUUGAAGAUGGAGAAGAACAUCGGAAAAUAUUGCUUGACGACCUACUUAAAAAGGCAGAGGAAGGUGACCUCUUAAUAAAUCCAGAUCAACCCAGGUCUACUGUUCCAAUUGCUCAAAUUGCUCCUGAUUUGAUUUUGGCGGAUUUACCCAGAAACAUCAUGUUGAACAACGAUGAGCUGGAAUUCCACCAAGCUCCAGAGAACCUUCUUGGCGACGGCGGAUUUGGAUCUGUGUACCGCGCAGUUUACGUCGGCGAAGAAGUAGCUGUAAAGAUUUUUAAUAAGCAUACAUCCCUUAGGCUCCUGAGACAGGAACUUGCUGUGCUUUGUCAUCUCCAUCAUCCUAGCUUGGUAUUCUUGAUGGCUGCAGCUGUGCGACCCCGGAUGCUUGUCAUGGAAUUAGCCCCAAAGGGGUCUUUAGAUCGGUUACUGCAGCAAGAAAAUGCAUGUCUAACCAGAACCUUGCAGCACAGGAUAGCUCUGCAUGUUGCAGAUGGCCUGAGGUACCUACAUUCUUCAAUGAUCAUUUAUCGUGACUUAAAGCCCCACAACGUCUUGCUCUUCACGCUUUAUCCCAAUUCAGCAGUCAUUGCCAAGAUUGCCGAUUAUGGCAUUUCCCAAUAUUGUUGCCGGAUGGGAAUAAAAACCUCCGAAGGCACACCAGGAUUUAGAGCACCAGAAGUCGCAAGAGGAAACGUUAUUUACAAUCAGCAAGCUGAUGUUUAUUCGUUUGGCUUGCUGCUAUAUGACAUUUUAACAGCUGGUGGGAGAAUAUUAGAGGGCAUAAAAUUUCCUCAUGAAUUUGAUGAAUUAGCUAUCCAUGGGAAACUGCCAGAUCCCGUCAAAGAGUACGGCUGUGCCCCUUGGCCAAGAUUUGAAGAUUUAAUUAAGAAAUGUUUGAAAGAAAAUCCUCAAGAAAGACCUACGUCUGACCAGGUUUAUGAAACGUUGAACUCUGCCGAGCUCGUUUGUUUCAUGAGACACAUUUCGGUGCCCUCUCCUUUGGCGUCGGAAUGCAUGGUGGCCACAAACCAAAGUAACAAGAAGACCGGGAUCUGGAUCGGGAGUGGCGGCAGGGGAGAGGCCCAGCUCUCGUUUGUCGACGUAAACACAGACGAACGCGCCUGCGAAAACGUUGAAGACAGUAGAAUCUUAAGUUUGGCCUUGGUUACCGUUUCCGCAGCGAAGGAGAACUGGGUGAUUGCAGGAACCCAGUCAGGAUCCCUCUGGUCCUUUCACACCCAAGAUGGAGAACGCAGGCAUCAGUUUCACACCAUGUCAGAUUCGGUCACCUGCCUUUACUGCAGUCCCUUGUCAAAGCAUAACAAGUACCGGAAUAUCUUUUUGGUGGGCACAGCCAAUGGACAGCUGGCCAUUUUUGAGGACAGAGCAGUCAAGGGCAAAUGUGCUGGACCCUUAAGGACUUUUCUCAUUGGAAGUAGCAGCACGCCACUGAUGUGUUUAAGUGAAUCAAGUUAUUCAUCCGACAAAAGUACACUCUGGGGUGGCUGUGGAACAAAGAUACUAUCGUUGUCCAGCGAUUUGUCUACCCACAAACUCAUUGAGACCAACACGAGUCAGCUAUUAUGUCACAAGAACUACUGUGAUGCCAAUAUUAUUUCUAUAGCAGUGGACAAAUUUAUCUACUUGGCCAAGAAGGAAAGCUAUCUUGUUGAGAUUUGGGACAAAAAAACGGAGCAGCUUUGUGAACUAAUUGACUGCGUGCAUCUACUAAAAGCGGAGGUCCCAAAGCUGAACAGGGAAUCGAAACAAAAACUGGCGUAUCCCGGAAGAGUGAAGAGUAUUUGUCUUCAGAAAAAUACGGCCUUGUGGAUCGGUACAGGGGGAGGACACAUCAUACUACUGGACCUGUCCACGCGCCUCCCCAUUCGGAUAAUUCACGAUUUCUGUCGUUCAGUGAGAAUGAUGAGGACCACACAGCUAGGCACCCUCAAGAAUGUUGUUCUGGUCUUGGGUUAUAACCACGCGAAGGAUAGUGAAGACGAACACAUUAAAGGAAUGCAAUCUUCUGUGUCAAUCUGGGACGUUAACCUGUCACACGAAGUGCAAAACCUGAAAAAACAUAUCGCAAUGAGGCAAGAACUAGCUGAGAAGAUGAAGAGUUUUUCGUUGGAUUAGCUGGAUUAAUUCACGAGAUUUACAUGAGACUGCUGAAGUUAAGUUUCAUUGGAGGACGGGCGACAUCCUUGCUAAAUGCAACAUUACCACCGGCUUCCUUUCAAACGAAACAAAAAUAUUAAUUGUACAGCAGUGUGCAAUAUUCCAGAUUAAAGGGAUAAGGUGCGGCAGCACAAAAAAUAUAUUGCUUCUGGGUUUCAGAUGCCAUUAGGUUUAAAUUAAUUCUCUUUUGCUGCUUUCCCUGUUCUAUUUAUAUCUUUCUGUAGGUAUAAUUCAAUACGAUUUAAUUGUUUGAAGCACAUUAGUUAAAAUAUAGAAGCUAUUUAAACCCCAGGAAAUGAAAGGCAUUCUAAGUGUAAUUUUUGAUAGCACCCACUCACCCUUCGGGCACAUUUGAAAAUAAUUUGGAUGAAAUACUUCAUGUAAGCCCAAUUCUUUUCUCUGGCUUUUUUUCAGCUCACGUUUCCUCCCCCCCCCCUCAAGCUUCUACCCAAGGUGCUACGGCUGCUUUAAGGAUUUCACUUAUUAAAUUUAAUGUGACCUUUAAUAAAAGGUUACAUCAAUGCCAGCUUUGGGUGGAAGCCAGAAAAAAAGGAAGACUCUUUGAAUGAAUUGCAGGGAAGUGCUGGGCUCGCAGGAGAUCGGAAACGUUUAAGAUCGCAUGAAGUGUUAGUACCACUUGAUUCUGCGAUGGUAAGAUCACCCUGGGAAUCCUGCAUCCAGUUCUCGUUGCCAUGAGACAAAAAAGUUGCUGAGACUGUAGAAAAGCAUUCAGGGAAGAGUAGGGUAUGACGGCCAAAUUUUGCGAUGAACAAUUGGGGGAUCUUGUCUAAUAAAGAGGAGGACUAGGGGUGACCUGGUAGCAGUCUUCCAAUAUCUCAGGGGCUGCCCCAAACAAGAGGGAGUCAAGCACCUGAGGGCAGGACAAGAAACAACGGAUGGAAACUAAUCAAGGAGAGAAGCAACCUGGAAUUAAGGAGAAACUUCCUGACAGGGAGGACAAUCAAUUCGUGGAACGAGUUGCCUACAGAGGUUGUGGGUGCUCCAUCACUGGAGGUUUUUAAGAAGAGACGGGACAGCCACUUGUCUGGAAUGGUAUAGGGCAGUGGUUCUCAACCUUUUUAAUGCCGCGACCCCCAACCGGUCGUAAGUCG